AUGGCACUAAAAAGAAUUAAUAAAGAAUUGAUCGACUUAGGACGUGACCCACCGUCGUCUUGUAGUGCUGGUCCUAUCGGAGAUGAUCUUUUUCAUUGGCAAGCGACAAUCAUGGGUCCUUCUGACUCUCCAUACUCAGGCGGCGUGUUUUUCCUUGCUAUUCAUUUUCCUACAGAUUAUCCGUUUAAACCACCAAAGAUUAACUUUACAACAAGAAUAUAUCAUCCGAAUAUCAACAGUAAUGGAGCUAUAAGCUGGGAUAUUCUAAGAGAUCAAUGGAGUCCAUCAUUUACAAUUUCAAAAGUACUAGUGUCAAUUACUUCAUGGUUGACCGAUCCAAACCCAGAUGAUCCAAUUGUACCUGAAAUUGCUCAUGUAUAUAAGACUGAUCGCACUCGCUAUGAGGCUACUGCCAGAGAAUGGACUCGCAAAUAUGCUAGUUAG
Messenger RNA from Rhizophagus irregularis DAOM 181602=DAOM 197198, 444 nucleotides. RefSeq names its product Ubiquitin-conjugating enzyme E2 1. Gene Ontology annotation, cellular component: nucleus. Lineage: Eukaryota; Fungi; Glomeromycota; Glomeromycetes; Glomerales; Glomeraceae. The record is from RefSeq and is a predicted model, not a curated record. Gene Ontology annotation, biological process: protein polyubiquitination. Gene Ontology annotation, molecular function: ubiquitin conjugating enzyme activity.